Cheilinus undulatus (humphead wrasse) is the source of this 3094-nucleotide messenger RNA. RefSeq lists its product as uncharacterized. Lineage: Eukaryota; Metazoa; Chordata; Actinopteri; Labriformes; Labridae. The transcript has 5 exons. The record is from RefSeq and is a predicted model, not a curated record. Bases 258 to 1022 code for a protein of 254 amino acids.
AGCAUGGGAGAAAAUAAUUUAUUAUCAAGUGUAGUAGCAAACAAAUAAAGGUGUUUGUUUUUUUAUCAGCAAAGGAACGGAGGAGGCAGUAACACGCAUGCGCGCGCUUCAAACACUACGGCAGACUGUUUAUUGUGAAAAGUUCAGUCAGAGAGAGACUGAAAGACUGAAAGACAGAGAAGAGACAGAAGAAAUAAAGAAAGAAAGAAAGAAAGAAAGAAAGAAAGGAAGAAGAGGAGAGUCUAACGGACUACAGGAUGGAUGUGACGUCACAGUCUACCACCUCUGACAUCACUGAGAGCGGGGCCACCAAGAGCCAAUCAGACUGCAUCUCCAGCCAGCCGACAGCCAAUGGGACACUCCCACAUCACAGCACAGGUGAGAUAAAUACAGAAGAGGCUCCUCCCCCUCUCUCUGAUAGGUCAGAGGAUGCUGACAGCAGUGACGACUCUUUAAUCGACACCUCCUGCACCAAUGACGUCUCCCGCCUCCUCCCAACCCCGCCCACCUCAGCUCAGCGCAAACAAAAAGGUGUGGACGCCUCAUCAGCGUCUCCUCCCCCCAUCUGCACUCCUCCAUCUCCCUCUCUCCCCUCUCCUCCUCCGUCUCGCUCGUCCACCUGUAACAGACGCUCCUGCAGCCUUCAUCAUCAUCAUCAUCAACACACCAAUCAGAAGCGCCUCUCCUCCUCUAAAAGCCACACCUCCAUGAAGACAGACGCCGCCCACAUUAAGGAGGUCGCAGGAGACGACUGUUGCAUUCACUGCCUCCUGGCGUGUCUGUACUGUGAGAUGCUGUCCAUGUGUUCCGCGUUGGGCGAGUGUCUGGCGUGUGGAAUCGGCGGCGGCUGCUGCGACUCCACGGUUUGCUGCUGCUGCUGCAUGGAGGCGGCGGGUGAUGCGGCGUGUACGGAGGAGGCGUGUCAGGCUGUGUUGGAUUGUGGGAUUGUGGAGGACUGCUGCGGAUCGUCGGACUGUUUGGAGAUCUGUCUGGAGUGCUGCUCCAUCUGCUUCCCUGCAUAGAGCAGCCAAUCAGAGCGGUACUACAGGAUGAUGUCAGAGGAAACAGAAACACUGUUGGCUGUUCAUCGGAGUGUGAACUCAAACUGUCAGAGAACGUUCUAGCCUAGACAGAAUUAUCGUCAGGAGGAUGGCGGCGUAGCGGUUGGAUGGCGCCCUAUGCAUCCAGGUUAUAGUCCUCAAAGCAGCAGAUGUGGUCUAAGUCUGACUCGUGGCUCCUUCCCUGCAUGUUAUUUUCCACUUUCUCUCCUACUGAUUUCUUAUUCUAUCCACUGUUUUUUCAAAAUAAAAGUCCCAAAAAUGAAUCUUUAAAAACAACCAAAAAAACUCAUGGUCAUGAAACACUGGAAAGAAAGGUGGAAGAGAAUAAAGAUUGACUGGAUUUAGAGAAUAUUUUUCACCCUUCUUGUACCUCAGAUAGAUCGACUCACAUGAACAGUGUGUCCUAAAAACAUGAACAGGUGUCAGCCACAAAACCAGCUGGAUUCUGAUUGUUCACAGAUGAGUCAUAGGGGAUGUGUUUCAAAUCCAUGUGGGAACACGCCAUAGAAGGGAACCUUUCAAAGUAAAACUUGGACGGUGACUGGACAAACGUCCUGUCUGUCACAUUCUUUACUGACCAAUCAGAGCAACAAAACAUACGAUGUAGGAGGAGUUAAAAGGUUUGAACAAGUGUCGCAGAUAAAGGUUGAAGUCAGAUCUACUGAUUUUACACCGUAUAUAACAAAAACAGUAUAAACCUGCUCUCUGUCUUACAUGAAGAAGACAGAUCCUUUCAUUUUAAACAUGGCGUCCAAAAUCAGAAAUAUUCUGGCAUCUGAGGGUAAAUAUGUUUUUGUUUGGGAACUGUUUUUAGUAGCGGAUGAACAAAGCUGAAAAAGUCCUGCAGUUUGAUUAUAAAAUCUUCAUCUUCAUCCUCAUGUAAAGCGGCAAACAUGAGCCCAUCUCUCCGACUGUCCUCGCCACAGUGGAACCGCUGUGAUUGACAGCUCAGGAGGGGCGGGAUCGGGAGGGGCAGGAAGUGGAUCCUGAAGGGACAGGAAGUGUCUGUUGUGUAGAGGUUGGCGUGACGUGACAGGACGUCCAAACAGGAAGCAGGAAAUCACUGAAAUGACAACGCCACCUGACCUCUGACCUGCGGGCGGCCGACAUCAAAGAGAGAGAGACUCACAGCUGUAAUGAAACAACAGUUGGUCUCGUUUUUCCACAGAUUUCUUCACAUCGCUGCCCAGAAAACACACCAAUCUCCAAACAGGGAUAAAGCUGUGGUUUGGGACCCUCGGAGGGGUCACAGGGUUCACAAAUGUGGGUCAGAACAUCAUGUACAUCUGCGAUUUAGAAAAAAAAACUUCAUUUGAUCAGGGGACAGAUUCAAAGAAGGGACUGCAGCUGCUACAGCUCCAACAUUUGCUUCCUCUCUGCUCUGCAGUCUCAGGGUCUAAACCACAGGAAUACAGCUCUGAUUAUACUUCCAAUAGAAAGUACUGGAUGUUUUACCCCUUUACUGAUUUCAUAAAUCAAUCAUGAUCGAUAAAAUUUGACUUAUUUGACCAAAAUAUUAUCCAAUAAAUUAUUUAAUAUUAAAGUGAAAACAGAUUUCGACAAUUAAAUAAAAAUCUAAACUUUAAAGUCAGUCUCAAGAAAAAUGUUCCUCCAUGUAAAACAGCUCAGAGUUUGACUCUCCUCCAUCUACAGUCUAUAAGAGAGCAAGGGACAAGGCUGAAGGGGCCCUCAGGGGCCACCGCAUUAAAAACAGGCAUGAUUCUGUAGUGAAAUCACUGCAUGGGCUUAGGAACAUCCCAGGAGUGGCAGUUAAAACACAAAGUGGAAAAAAUGGUCAAAAAGCAGCAAACAGCGGGGGGGGAGUGACCAAAUAACGGCUUAAAGGGGCAAAAAUGUUGUAAAAAAUGAGUAAAAAGUGACUGAGUUGGGUAAAAAGGCGUAGAAAUGGGGGAAAGUGUCAUUUAAUUUCAAAAGGCAGCUUCAAUUGGCAAGAAGUGUCAAAAAGUGUCAAAAAAUUGCAAAAUGCAGGAUAAAAGUUUCAAAAAGGGGAGAAAAGUGGCAAAAAAUGACUC